AUCACUCAUAUCACCUAGAGCUGUUGAACAAUUUAAUUACAAGCGGCAUUUCCCAUUUUGCAUUUCGCAUUUUCAUUUUCAUUUCCAUUUCCAUAGCCAUUCCCAAUUCUAUAUCCACACCAUUUGCAGCGAUUUCAUGCCAGUCACCAAUUAGGCAGGUAAGUGGAGAUCGGUGGGCCAUCUCAUCUGACAGCGGCAGUUCCAGCGGGGUGUCACUCGUUCACACGAUGCCCAGUCGAGGGCAUCUCCGCCGGAUCCCGUCCCAUCCCGUCCAGAACGGCGGAGUGGAGUAGCGUGGAAUUGAGUGGAGCGGAGUGGAGUGCCAUGUGCUGCACAUGUAGUUCAUAAUUGCGCGUAAUUGCCGGAGCUGCUUGAGACGCGGCUGGAGAUAGGCGAUGGAUCCGAUCUGUCAAGCCAAUCACGGGACUCGGCUUUGGCAAUAGCUCCUAUAAAACGCCGACGUCGCCAGCGACUCGCAUCCAAGUCAGAGUUCGCACGUCGCGCAGUCCAAUCGCAAAUAGAAAUGUCGCAUCUAGUUCACCUGUCCGUCCUGCUCCUCGUGGGCCUCCUCUGCCUGGGCGCCACCACCGGCAAGCCGCACGACGAGAUCAACAGGGACCAUGCCACUGAGCUGGCUAACGAGUGCAAGGCUGAGACCGGAGCCACCGAUGAGGAUGUGGAGCAGCUAAUGAGCCACGACUUGCCCGAAAGACAGGAGGCCAAGUGCCUGCGCGCCUGCGUGAUGAAGAAGCUGCAGAUUAUGGAUGAGUCCGGCAAGCUGAACAAGGAGCACGCCAUCGCGUUGGUCAAGGCCAUGAGCAAGCAGGAUGCGGAGAAGGAGGACGCUCCCGCCGAGGUGGUGGCCAAGUGCGAGGCCAUCGAGACACCCGAGGAUCAUUGCGAUGCUGCUUCCGCCUUCGAAGGAUGCAUUUACGAGCAAAUGAAGGAGCACGGACUCGAGCUGGAGGACCACUGAAAGCAGAUUUGAGACCCUGGACGACCCCGUUACUGCAUCACAAGCGCCCUUCUGGAAUAUAACCAACUAUUUUUUUAUGUGUAUACUAUGAUUAGUUCUUAAGUGCUUAAUAAACUGAGAAACUGCAAA
Messenger RNA from Drosophila erecta, 1105 nucleotides. RefSeq names its product general odorant-binding protein 19d (gene Obp19d). Bases 524 to 976 code for a protein of 150 amino acids. The transcript is spliced from 4 exons. Gene Ontology annotation, molecular function: odorant binding. The record is from RefSeq and is a predicted model, not a curated record. Lineage: Eukaryota; Metazoa; Arthropoda; Insecta; Diptera; Drosophilidae. Gene Ontology annotation, biological process: sensory perception of smell.